Patella vulgata (common limpet) is the source of this 300-nucleotide messenger RNA. Its product is annotated as putative ankyrin repeat protein RF_0381. NCBI's taxonomy places the organism in Eukaryota, Metazoa, Mollusca, Gastropoda, Patellidae. Gene Ontology annotation, molecular function: protein binding. The transcript is spliced from 4 exons. The record is from RefSeq and is a predicted model, not a curated record. The coding region runs from base 1 to 300 and encodes 99 amino acids. Gene Ontology annotation, biological process: regulation of gene expression. Gene Ontology annotation, cellular component: nucleus.
AUGAAAGAUACGGCAUUUGAUGUAAAUGCUAAAGAUGAAAGUGGCAGUACGCCACUUCACCUGGCUGUUGCGCGAGGCAAAUCACAGACUGUAUCCAGUUUGAUCAGCAGCGGCGCGGAGGUUAAUGUGAAGGAUAAUACAGGUAUGGAUUUCAAUGUGGUAGAUGACAAUAAUUGUAGUGUUCUACACCACAGUUGUAAACAUGGUUCUAUUGACACGGUCCGUUAUUUGGUGAAUGAAAUAGGGUUAAACAUAAAUCAAAAAGACAAGAAAGGAACUAAAGCUAAUAUUGAUACCUAA